AUGUCCCUCGUCGUAUCUCCUCCAUACCAUUCCCGCCCAUCCUCGAAAGCUUUCAUCGAGGGCUACACAUCUUCUAUACGUCCACAUCUAGCGUACAGUGCGCCCAUGGACCCCUUCGCCCCUAAUGGACGAAACUACCCAGAUUCUAGCGACCAACAGCGCCCAAAAGACUUCACAGCUACAACCACCACCAACGUUAUGUGGGAUUAUAUGGCGUCGAAUGCUUCACCAACAUCGCCUCCUCUCCAGUAUCCCGAUCAACGCCGGGUCCGCGACGAUAGGCUGUGGUCUGCACAACAUGCGAUCCCUUAUGCAUCGACAGCUCGCCAAGGAAACCAUUCAGCAAGCACAGGUCCUGACGCCGCCUGGUCAAACCAGAACUUUUCCUCGUCUAACGAUCACGGCCUAGUCUUGUCUCCAGAUAUCCCAUCCCCAUCGUCUGGCAGCUCAUCGUAUCAGGGGUGGGAUUUUGUUGAUUCACAAGCAUAUCCCUCUCCCUCCAGCGUGGGGAGCCACAACGAGUUCUUUGUGGACUUUGACUUCCCUCACACUCUUUCUGCUGAAAACUUGACACUGCCUUCGCCUGACCGCCUUCUGGUGCCACCAGCUCCUUCGCCCAAGCUCAGUAGCUCCGCUCCAUCCUCGUGCCUAUCAACUCCAGCAUAUCGGAGCACACAAUUAUCAGAUCCACCCAACGAGAAAUCUCGUGAUAUGUCACCGAGUGGGAGCAUGGAUGAUCCCCAAAAUUCACGUCGGCGAUUCCCUUGCAUUGUUGCCGGCUGUUCGCGGCGGUUUACGAGUCAAUACACGCUGAAGGUCCACGUUGAGGCGCACAAACCCAAGCCUCGCGUUUCCUUCCCUUGUACUCUGGGCUGCUCUGAGCGGUUCUCGAGGCAACACGACAGGCUGCGUCACGAAGUCGCUAAACACGGCAAAGUCUGCGAAUUCUCGUGCAACGAAUGUGGACGGUUCUUUUCCUCUCAAAAGACGCUUGGGAAUCACAAGUGCCCGGUAGCGCAGGGUGGGACCCGAUGGGUCAACUCAUGA
This is a messenger RNA of Pleurotus ostreatus (oyster mushroom), 1047 nucleotides long. RefSeq lists its product as uncharacterized. Bases 1 to 1047 code for a protein of 348 amino acids. NCBI's taxonomy places the organism in Eukaryota, Fungi, Basidiomycota, Agaricomycetes, Agaricales, Pleurotaceae. The transcript is spliced from 5 exons. The record is from RefSeq and is a predicted model, not a curated record.